AAUCAGAAAAUAUGAUUUCAGACUUGAUUUUAUCAACGCACAUUACAUUUUAAAAAGAAACAUUAGCCUCAGCUUUGCAAAUGCAUCUUAAGCACCACCUAAGCUUCUGUGUAUUGGCUCCUCAUGAUUAAGCUGUGAGCGCCUGGAGAACAGAGAGGGUCUUACUUUUUAUAUCUGUAGUGCCCUGCCCUGCUCUGCUCACAGGACUUAACUAAAUGCUUUAUCGUUCAUUCAUGUAAUCAAAAGUUUAAACCACAACGGUACAAAUGGUAUGAAUGCGAAUGACAUGUGACAAAGAUUAUAUUCAUCAUGACCAGGUUGGCGUUAUAAGGGGGGAUUCAGGGUUGCUUUCAUAUUGGGAAAAUUAUACACUUAACCAUAUUAGUAAGAAAAUCAACCCAAAUCAUCCGACGACAUCAAUCCAUGCAGAAAAAGCUUUUGCCAAAGUACAGCAGCCAUUUCUGUUUUUAAAAAGUGUAAACAGGGACAACAAGAAGCCAGAGGCGCGGAAGCAGCGUGGGGCCCUCCGCCAGACCCGGCGCUGCCAGCCAGAAGGAAGGAGCUGUUUUGGACGCCGCUGACGUCACCAGCACCGCGAAAACGAGGGGGGUUGCCACGGCAACCCCUUCAGCAGCCGCCAUCUCUGAAGCAGCACUGCGACAACCAGGGAGGGAGCUCAGCUCCCGGCAGAGCAAGUGACUCCGGAGUCAGUCGGGACAGCAGGACGCUCGGCCCUACGAAUCCCGGCCACCGCCAUCUUUGUUCGGGGCGCGCGCACUUCCUGCCGGUGGGCGGAAGCGGAGCUGCCUGCGAACCGAAGAGGGCACCAUCGUCCUGAGACCACCGCCGGGCGCACACACUUCUGACAGGGGAAAGCUGAACGGGACCGGAUCGCCGCCAUCUUAGACAGGGGCUCGCGCUCUUCCGGCCACCGGGAGGAAGCGGGGCCGCUCUCUGGAGCUAAGCAGACAACGUCGUCCCCGUGGGCUGCAGCGCGCUUGGCCGGUCCCCACGGGACCCCUCGGCCGCCCCGAGGGGCCGGCAUGGCGGAGGAGGGUGCCGCGGGCGCCGUGCACUUGCUCUGCCUCGCCGCCUCCAGCGGAGUCCCUCUAUUCAGCCGGAGCAGCCGCGGAGGCGCCCCCUCCCGGCAGCAGCUGCCCUUUUCCAUCAUCGGCUCCCUCAAUGGCGUGCACAUGUUCGGCCAGAACCUGGACGUGACGCUGCGCUCCGCGCGCACAGAGGACUCGGUCGUGGUCUGGAAGACUUUCCACGACAGCGUCACCCUCAUCGUGCUGUCUUCGGAGCUGGGGUGUGCGGAGCUCAGACUGGAGCGCUUGCUGGAGCUGGUGUUUGGGGCCAUGGUCCUGCUGGUUGGCCUUGAAGAGUUGACCAAAAUCCGUAACGUGGAGAGGCUGAAGAAGGACCUGAGGGCCGCCUAUGGCCUCAUCGACAGCCUGCUGGUGGACUCGGAGCUGGCCGGGGACCUGACUCAGUGCGUGGACUGCAUCGUCCCUGCAGACGGGCCGCUGCUGCAGGAGGCCCUGGCAGGCUUCGCCGAGGAGAUGGGCAGUGUCUUCGCCAGCCUGGUAGCAGGCGGCCGGGUGGUUGUGGGGACGGAGGGUUGGUGGCGCCUUGGGGCACCAGAGGCAGUGCUGCUGCCCUGGCUUGUGGGCACCCUCCCAUUCCAGGCUGCUCGUGAUUACCCUGUUUAUUUGCCCCAUGGGAGCCCCACGGUGCCUCACCGGCUCCUGACGCUGAUGCUGCUACCUGGCCUGGAGCUGUGUGUGCUGUGUGGACCUCAGCCACCUCUGAGCCAGGUGGAGCCUCAGGUCUUAGAACGCUGGUGGCAGCCUGUGCUUGAGCCACUGAGGGCCUGCGUGGCCCUCGCACCUCGGGGGAUUCCUGCAGGCUUCCCCCUGCACCCUGGUAUUCUAGGGCUCCUCCUCCUGCACCUAGAGCAGAGACGUGGCCUCUUCGCAGUGGACCUUGGCGGAGAGGAAGGUCCUUCUCCCAGGAUCCGCCGGCGCCUCCUACGCUCUUUCUACGUGCUGGUCACUGCCACCCAUUUCCCCCCAGAAAAGGCCGAGGAGCAGGGAUGCCCCACGGAGGUUCCACGGGCCUGCUAUGUGGUGUCUGGGGUAGCUGCGGAGGGGCCACAGGGCCUACAGGACCCUGGGGCUGGGCUCAGGCUGGUGGCAGUGCAGGCAGGGCCCCGCCGCCUCCUGCUGCUGGUGAGUCCCCAGAGCCCGACAUAUGCCCUGCGGGGUCUGGCCACUCGGACCCUGCAUGCUCUUACGCCAGUCCUCUAAGCCCCAAUAAAGUGCCCAGACCUGCCACCGUC
Molecule: messenger RNA, 2341 nt
Organism: Phascolarctos cinereus (koala)
Lineage: Eukaryota; Metazoa; Chordata; Mammalia; Diprotodontia; Phascolarctidae
Gene: FUZ
Product: fuzzy planar cell polarity protein
Biological process (GO): non-motile cilium assembly; vesicle-mediated transport
Source: RefSeq, a predicted model, not a curated record